Camarhynchus parvulus is the source of this 1347-nucleotide messenger RNA. It is a transcript of the gene AGMO, whose product is annotated as alkylglycerol monooxygenase. Gene Ontology annotation, molecular function: iron ion binding; oxidoreductase activity. Lineage: Eukaryota; Metazoa; Chordata; Aves; Passeriformes; Thraupidae. The coding region runs from base 1 to 1347 and encodes 448 amino acids. The transcript is spliced from 13 exons. Gene Ontology annotation, cellular component: endoplasmic reticulum. The record is from RefSeq and is a predicted model, not a curated record. Gene Ontology annotation, biological process: lipid biosynthetic process.
AUGGGCGCUGAGGCGGGCGGGCCGCGGGGCACCGCGCCGGGCCAGCAGCUCCGCGCCCUCUUCUACGCGCUGGCGCCCGGAGAGAGCUCCUUCCGCACGGUGGAGGAGGUGCCCGACUACGUAGAGAAGAGUAUUCCAUUCUUCAUUACUUUCAUUGGCCUGGAGUUUGCUGUCAGCUGGAUUCAGAAGCGUAAGCUGCCGGGUCGGAUCAACGAUGGGAUAAGUUCUCUUUCCUUGGGUAUCCUGUCACGACUACCAGAUGUUUUAUUCAGAAGUAUUGAGUUAAUUAGUUACAUAUACGUAUGGAAUAACUACAGACUCUUUGAACUGCCCUGGGACUCUCCAUGGACAUGGUAUUUGACACUUCUGGGAGUGGACUUUGCAUACUACUGCUUUCAUCGCAUGAGCCAUGAGGUUAAUAUACUGUGGGCUGCGCACCAAGUACACCAUAGUUCAGAAGAUUACAACUUAUUCACAGCCUUGAGACAAUCUGUACUGCAGAAAUACACCUCCUGGAUAUUCAACUUGCCCAUGGCUCUUUUCAUUCCCCCUUCGGUGUUUGCUGUUCAUUUACAGUUUAAUCUGCUUUACCAGUUUUGGAUACAUACAGAGGUUAUCACCAAACUUGGGCCUCUGGAAUGGAUACUUAAUACUCCCAGUCAUCACAGAGUUCAUCAUGGUAGAAAUCCUUACUGCAUUGACAAAAAUUAUGGUGGCACACUCAUUAUCUGGGACAGGAUAUUUGGAACAUUUGAGGCCGAAGAUGCAAAAGUUGUAUAUGGCUUAACACAUCCAGUAAAUUCAUUUGAUCCCAUCAUGCUCCAGUUACGUCCCUUGGCUCAUAUUUGGAACACGUUUUGGGCCGCACCUGGAUUCUGCAAUAAGCUUUCUGUCAUAUUCAAAGGGCCAGGCUGGGGACCAGGCAAACCUAGACUUGGCCUUCCUGAGGAAAUCCCAGUGAUCACUGGAAAAGAAGUUCCCUACAACCCACAUGUACCAGUUUAUCUUAAUUGCUAUGCACUUGUACAUUUUGCUGUAAUAGUGGACUUGUACAUUGAACUUCUUGCUUCUAUGACUAUGUUGUCACAGGGAACAGUUCUCGUGAGAAUUGGCUUUAUCAUUCUGUCCCUGGCAUCUUUUGGACUACUUAUGGAGAACAAGUCCAAAGCAGGAAUUUUGGAAGUCAUCCGCUGUUUAGUCUUCAUAGGUGCUUACAAACUUGGCUACUUCAGGAGUCAUUUUUCCUUCUUGGGCUAUGCAUAUGAGGUCUUGUUUUCCCUCUCUGCUGCAUUCUGGGGAAUCCAAAUUAUGAAGCGGAUCACUUCAUUCAAAGAUAAACACAACUGA